Molecule: messenger RNA, 915 nt
Organism: Caenorhabditis bovis
Lineage: Eukaryota; Metazoa; Nematoda; Chromadorea; Rhabditida; Rhabditidae
Source: the annotation of a GenBank genome assembly
AUGAUCAAGCGUUGUGAGGAGGACCAACUUCGCCGGGUGGCUUUUGUCGCGAUCGUCGUCAGUGCUAUGGCUGGUGCAAUGUGUGUGAUUCUCAUUCCCGGUCUUUACACAUACCUUCAAUAUAUCCAAAGUUCGGUUCAAAGUGACGUUGAUUUCUGUAUGGACGGAGCCAAAAAUCUUGAGAAACUCUACGAAAAAUCCUCUGAGCGACGACUCGAGAAGAGAAGCGGCGGAUACGGUGCAUACCGAGAUCGCUCUAUUGGAAGCCCGGCAAGCGUUCCGAAUACCUAUGAUCUUGAUCCUGAGCCGACAUCAUCUGAGUGCUGCAGCUGCGGUGUUGGACUUACUGGUCCUCCAGGACCUCCAGGACUUCCAGGAAGAGACGGAAGAGACGGAAAUCCAGGAAGACCAGGGGCGAGCGGAAGCGACUCAUCCUCUUCGGGAUACGAUAAUUUGGAAGAUGAAUUUGUAUUCAACUGCCCACCUGGACCACCAGGGCCAUCUGGUAAUCCCGGAAUUCCUGGAGUUCCAGGACGUCCAGGACUCGACGGAACGCCGGGAAGAAAUGGACGCUGCGGACCACCCGGACGUCAAGGUCCCCGCGGAAGCGACGGAGAAGACGGACAACCCGGACAGCCAGGAAACGACGGUGCGCCGGGACAAAUUCACGAGAUCCCCGGACCAGCUGGACCUCCAGGGCCACCUGGACCACAAGGACCCCCAGGAAACCCGGGAGCUCCAGGACGUGACGGUCUUCCUGGAAGAAAAGGAUCGCCUGGAGCACCAGGAGAUUGUGGAGAGAGCGGACUCCCUGGAUCACCGGGAGCCGAUGGAGAGGUCGGCAGACCAGGUGAUGUUGGAAGAUCAGGUGGAUGCUCGCACUGUCCAACGCCGCGCACUGCGCCAGGCUAUUAA